AUGGUUCCACCCGACGGCGCUCUCUGCGGGUCUAGCUUGAUUACCGAUCGCUACGCUGCAGGCCUUAGGAUGAAACUGGAAGCAGAGAGACCGAAUCUCUCUAGCGGAACCAAUAUAGAAGCAACAGCCACAGCCCUUGCGAAUGAUUGGGAUCUGAUUGAUAAGCCCAGGAUCGACAUCUAUAAGAGAAAGUACAUGCGACGAAAAAUUUACACGUCGGGUGGCGUCAAGAUCCAGUGGUCACGCGAAGAGAUUCUAGCCCUAUUCGAGCCGUCGCUAAAGGGCGUCGCAGAUCUGCUGGAGAAUCAGCUUGAGCUUGCCAGCGUUAAAGGCUUGACCGUCAGCAAACUCAUCGUUGUCGGCGGGUUCGGCGAGUCACCAUCGCUCCGUGGCCGGAUUGAAGAGGUCAUUGGAGGGAAAAGAAACCUUAUCGGCACAACGAUUGACACUAUCUGGCCGCACGAGUUUCCAACCUCUGCUGUAGCCAGGGGAGCAGUCUUACGAGCUCUGAACAAGAGUGAUGGCCCCAGUCGCAUUUCACGUUCGAGCUUCGGCUUCCUGCGACAUGAGCAGUACUUAGAAUAUACUGAACACAUAGAGGCUGGUGUGAAACCUGCGAGAGAUCCUGUGGAUCAUUAUGAUAGUGUCUACGAUACGAUCUGGUGGGUCAUCCAGGCGGGCACGGAACUACCCACAAGAUUUGAGACGGAGGCAAUUAAAUCAUGUCACUACUUCCCACGCGACGAGGAUCGACUCAUUUGCGUCGAAAGGUUAUAUUCGUCUCCACGAAAGCACCGCUCACAUUUCCAGAACCAUCAUCCGGAGAAUGAAGGUAAGCAUAGUGCUUUCUUACUCAGCUACAUAGAGGUUAAUGUGAGCGAGUUCAAAAAGGAGUUUCCGGAAGUGGACAAGGCCACAGCAGGCCCUCGCAUGCGUGUAAGCAAUCGCAAAAUAAGGGUCGUCCAAUUUGAUUUAGUUAUCAUCGUCGAGGGUCGGCAGCUCAAGUACGAGGCACGUUGGCCGUCAGGAGCGCCCUCGCCUGAGGCGGUGCGUAUACGAAAGCAAGGCUAUGUCAGUCUAGCACCGAGUUUUGUUCCAGGUACGGAGUGA
Exophiala aquamarina CBS 119918 is the source of this 1110-nucleotide messenger RNA. RefSeq lists its product as uncharacterized. The record is from RefSeq and is a predicted model, not a curated record. The coding region runs from base 1 to 1110 and encodes 369 amino acids. The transcript is spliced from 3 exons. Lineage: Eukaryota; Fungi; Ascomycota; Eurotiomycetes; Chaetothyriales; Herpotrichiellaceae.